AUGUCCACCAAAGAAACCAACCCCGCCAACUUUGCCAACCGCCCCAAAGCCGAAGUCCGCGAACUCGCCUCCCAGGGCGGACAAGCUAGCACCCAGGGAGGGUUCGCCAGCAUGGACCCAGACAAACAGCACGAUAUCGCCUCCAAGGGUGGUCAGGCCUCGUCUACCAGCUUCGAGCCGGGCAGCGAGCGGGCCCGGGAAGCCGGUCGAAAGGGCGGGUCCAAGGGCGGCGCGACGAGUGGAACGGGAGAUGCGGAUUAUAUUCCUGAUGAUGCGGAGUGA
Dichotomopilus funicola is the source of this 282-nucleotide messenger RNA. Its product is annotated as putative Conidiation-specific protein 10. The record is from RefSeq and is a predicted model, not a curated record. Bases 1 to 282 code for a protein of 93 amino acids. Lineage: Eukaryota; Fungi; Ascomycota; Sordariomycetes; Sordariales; Chaetomiaceae. The transcript has 3 exons.